Messenger RNA from Cantharellus anzutake, 654 nucleotides. RefSeq lists its product as uncharacterized. The transcript is spliced from 5 exons. The record is from RefSeq and is a predicted model, not a curated record. NCBI's taxonomy places the organism in Eukaryota, Fungi, Basidiomycota, Agaricomycetes, Cantharellales, Hydnaceae. The coding region runs from base 1 to 654 and encodes 217 amino acids.
AUGUGUUUGGGACCACAGGAACGAUGCGCUGUCCGUUUUGUGGUUUACUAUGUUAUGUCAGGGUCUGAACGAGUGACAGAGAAGGUUGGAAAUGAGCGAUAUUCUGUGUAUGGAAGCGCAGGAAUGGAGCGGUGUCAGGUGGACAGAGGUAUGGAUCGACAGCAAGUUGUUGGUGUUGGUGUUGGAAGAGCACAAAGAAUCGAGGCGAUUAAAGCCAAACCUGAGCUUGGAUUGAAACUGCAGAUGGAAAAAUAUGGGAUGCAACUGAUCAAUGAUUCAUCGCAACGGGUGCCGGCUCCGAGUAUUGUUGGCAAGAUGCGACGAAGAGAGCUAAAACCGUUAGGCACCCAUGCAGUGGGAAGCACAUGUUUUAGAGACCCCCAACGUUAUCACUUAUGGUGGAGAGGGCAGCUAAAAGAGGGCCGCCAGUACAAAACGCAGCAGGUGAGGAGGUCAGAAAGUGGAAGGUGGUUGAAAAGGUGGUACAGAAAAAGGCCAACACAGGAUGACUUUGAUGUGUGUUCCCCAACCCAAGGAUCUAGGGAAGACAUAACAUAUGGGAAGGAUGAACUACAAGAAAUUCCAGCAGUUGUUCCCAUGCCAUCAACCCUCACAGCCAGAACCAGUGCAAUCCUCAAAACACAAGCUGCAUGA